Molecule: messenger RNA, 3270 nt
Organism: Lytechinus variegatus (green sea urchin)
Lineage: Eukaryota; Metazoa; Echinodermata; Echinoidea; Temnopleuroida; Toxopneustidae
Product: solute carrier organic anion transporter family member 2A1-like
Exons: 11
Coding region: 24-2180 (718 amino acids)
Biological process (GO): sodium-independent organic anion transport; transmembrane transport
Cellular component (GO): membrane
Molecular function (GO): protein binding
Source: RefSeq, a predicted model, not a curated record
GGUGAAUUCCGGGCUAAGCAAACAUGGAGCAGAGGUUCUACAACAACCCCAUUGCGUUUUCUAUCCUUCUCGGGACAACCUUCUUCAUCUACGUCGGAUGCAUAGGUCCAUACAGCACUGGCACCAUCACGACCCUUCAACGGCAGUUUCUCUUCAAGAGCUCCGAAAUUGGCGUCCUCAUCUCCGUCAAUGACAUCGUCGCGAUGGUGACGGUCACGCUGACGGCUUAUUUUGGCGCCAGUCGUCACCGUCCACGCAUUAUGGGAUGGUUCACGUUUUUAUUCGCGGUGGGUUGUGUCGUCAGCACCAUACCGCAGUGGGUUGAAGAGAGUGCGUUCCAGAAUCUCACCGCCAACGCCAAUUCAACCGGCAGAGGGGAUUUCAUGUGUGACGUCACCAAGGUUCCAGAAGAUACAUGUUCAGAAAAGGAAAAAGAGGAGUCAGGAGCUCAGCACCUGAAAGCCCUUUGGUUGUACCUCGGUCAAGCAUUGUUUGGACUAGCUUCUUCUGGAUAUCUAUCUUUGGGAAUUAGUUAUCUUGAUGAUGGUGUCCCUAGAAAUAAGGCUCCUUUAUAUUUUGCUGGCAUUUUCAUCGUUUCAUCUUUGGGAUCUUUCGUCGCGUUUGGUCUGAGUGCUUUCAGUCUGUCCCUGCAUACGGAUUUCUAUAAGAUCAACGUCGACGAUCUCGGUUACGAUGACAGAGAUCCAAGGUGGAUCGGAGCAUGGUGGCUUGGCUAUCUGGUCUAUGCUGGGCUGUUUAUUCUUCUCGCCUUACCAUACUUCCUAUUCCCUAAGAAGUGGCCGCUACAGUUGAAAGAGGAUGAAAUUGAGCUUGAAACAAAGCCUGAAACAAAUAAUCGUAAGAGCGUUUCUGCAGAUCAGGAGUGCCAAACGACAAUCAGUGGCGAUGCAGACGAAUUCGGGGUCGUUGUAAAAAAUGGAGUCGAAGGACCGAGACCUCAGCUGAACGGCGUGUCAGAGAAGCAGAACGGUCAUGAUAAGCGGAAUGGGAUGGGCAACGGUUAUAACAAGUUCGACAAUGAAGUAGACGAUGGUAAUGAUGAGAAACAGAGCACUGGAGACGACACAGAGAAGGGGAAUCUCGUGAGUUUUUCUUCUGUUACAGGCUACCUCUCGGCAAUCCGACGCCUAUUCUUGAACUUCACGUUCAUGGCUCUUAUAAUGGGAUCAACCUGCUCUUCCGCAAACCUCAGCGGUUACUACACGUUCAUUGGUCGCUAUCUUCAGACUGCAUAUGACGUCACCCCUGCAGAUGUGUCCAUUAUAUUAUCUGCCGUGUCCACCCCAACCUCAGUCCUUGGCAUAAUGUUUUCUAGUGUCCUAAUCAAUAGAAUGAAUUUGAAGUUAAGAGGUCUACUGAAUUUGGCCGCAAUAUGCAAGGGUAUCGCAGUAGCCUUCGUCUUGGGAAAUUUUGCCGUUUUCUGCGGGAAGGCUCUGAUAGCUGGUGUGACAACACCCUACCCUGGUAGCAAUGAAAUAAGCUUGGAAGCGGCUCCUACUUGUAUGGCUAAUUGUGAGUGCGAGAAAGGCGUUUAUACUCCAGUUUGUGGAUCUGACGGUCUUACCUACGUCACACCUUGUCACGCUGGUUGUACCGGGAUUCGUGAGAAUGAUCAUGGAGAGACGGUCUACACUAACUGCACCUGUGUGUCACCUACCUCUACCGCAAGCCCGCUUUUUGAAGGACCCUUGACCGCCGUGAAGAACCAAUGCCCAAGAUUCUGUCGUGUCAAGAUCAUCGUUUUUAUCGUCCUGUAUUGCGUCUCAUCGUUUGCCCAGUCCUCGAUGGGAAACUCUGUAGUAAACUCAAAAUUAAGGGUCGUGGAGAACCGGGACAAGGCCUUAGCUCUGGCUCUUGGAAGCUUCUUUAAUAAAGUUCUGGCCUACAUCCCUGCUCCUAUCUAUUACGGCCUGGCAAUACAGUCAACAUGUGCAAUGUUCCAGGAAUCCUGCGGAGAGACUGGCAAUUGUCUCAUCUAUGAUACAGAUCGAUUCUCGACCAAUUUCUGGGGGUUAUUCUGUGGCUUGGGUGUUGCCACCGUGUUUUGUUACGCAGUUGCAUCUUUCUCCCUUCGUCGAAACGCAAAAGGGGAAUAUUACGCCCUCCAGCUGCACUUCUUUGGGUCAAAGUCCAGAAAUGAGAAUGAAGAAAAGGAGUAAUCAUUAAGAGGAAUGAUCCCAACGACAUGCAUCUACAAUUUUAUCCUAUGGCGUUCGGCUGGGAUAAAUAAUUGGGAACAGGCGUCAUUCAAAUUACACCACAUUGGCCCGUAUUCUGAAGUCCGGUUUAGCUUAAACCAUGGUCUAAGUCUGGUUUAAGUUUGGUCUAAACUAUGGGAAGCUAUGAGUAUUACCUAAUUCAUUGAUUAUCAAUUGAUUAACUACUAAUUUUUAAACUUCAAUGCUCAAUACUAUAAUGCUUACUUAGGUUUAAUGGUGAAGCAUUAUAUUGUAAGUAUCAUUUUAAGAAUUCUAUUACGAUUUGAAUGCCAAGGCGAUUUCGUUCUGACAAUGGUAAAGUCUCAUUUCCCCUACGGGGCAGCUGGGCGCUGCGGAACCGAAGGGGGGGGGGUGGUGUACGCUAUAGGGGCCCUUUUUUAAUAAGCGCACUCUAAAGAUGAAAUGGUGAAUCAAGAGUUGAAAGGUUGGAAGAGUUGGAAGAGUGGCAACCUUCAUUGAAUGUUGCAUUUUCCUCUUUAAAUGAAUCGACCAACACUAAAUUGUUUGAUUCAGCUGAAGGCCUGUGCAAGGUUGGAUAUAACGUUUGUUAAAAAUUGUCACUCUAACCUUUUAAUCAUUGAUUAAACGUGUCAACUAAUAUUGCAAUUUAACUUGGUUCAUGAUGAAUAUGAUAAUGACAUUAUGAUUGGAUUAUGGUAAUUACUUUGUUAAAUCUAUAUAGAAUUUCGGCGUUUUUAGAUCUCGAUAUUUAUGAAUGUGGUGUAUAUCUGUUAAGUGGUGCAUAUUGAUAUUUUAUUCCUCGGAUUCUUUUUUCAAAUGAGUUUUUAUCGGUAAAAUCAAUUGUCACAUUAAAGAACAGUAAUACUUCAUCAAGUUCAUGCGUAUGGGGAACAUAUCGAUUAUGCAUCGUUAUCACUGAUGGAAUUAAGAGAACAUUUUUGCAAUAAUGAUAAUUCUAUUCCUUUUAAAACACACAUUAAGUAUGUAUCUUAUUUUGUAUUAAAAUUAUAUAGUUUUCAUGAGUGAAUUUGUUCAAAGUGAUUCACAAAUAAAUAUAUCCGUAUCGAUG